This is a messenger RNA of Grus americana (Whooping crane), 1285 nucleotides long. RefSeq names its product Ts translation elongation factor, mitochondrial (gene TSFM). Gene Ontology annotation, cellular component: mitochondrial matrix. Gene Ontology annotation, molecular function: protein binding; translation elongation factor activity. The coding region runs from base 133 to 1083 and encodes 316 amino acids. The record is from RefSeq and is a predicted model, not a curated record. Gene Ontology annotation, biological process: mitochondrial translational elongation. The transcript has 6 exons. Lineage: Eukaryota; Metazoa; Chordata; Aves; Gruiformes; Gruidae.
CCAAUCCGCGGCCGGAACCCCGCCAAGCGCAUGCGCGUUGAGCAGCGCCCCCCCCGGGCCGCUCUGACCCCCGGCGGUGCCCGUAGAGCGGCGCCGUGACGUCACCAGUGCGCGCCGCGGGCUCUGGCCGGGAUGCAGCGGGCGGCGCUGAGCGCGAUCUGCGGGGCGGCGCGGGUGCCCCCGUCCCGGUUCUUCCGCGUUUCCCCCCCGGUGGUGGUGGCGGCGGCGGACAAGGAGGCGCUGCUGGAGCUGCGGCGGCGAACGGGGCUGCCGUUCGUGCAGUGCCGGGAGGCGCUGCGCCGCUGCGGGGGGGAGCUGGGGCAGGCAGAGGCCUGGCUGCAGGAGCAGGCGCAGCGGCAGGGCUGGAGCAAAGCCACCCAAGUGCGGGGCCGUCGGACGCGGGAGGGGCUGGUGGGGCUGCUGCGGGAGGGGCCGGCGGCCGUCAUGGUGGAGGUGAACUGCGAGACGGAUUUCGUAGCCAGAAACGCCGAAUUCCAGCGGCUGGUGGAGCAGGCGGCGCUGGGCACCAUGGCGCAUUGCCGGGCCGCCGCCGCGCCGGCCGCCUCCUGCACCAAGCACCUGCUGCAGGCGGAUGAACUGGCCCAGCUCCGGACGGGGCCCGAGGGGGCUCUGCUCAGCGACCGCCUGGCGCUGGCCAUAGGGAAAUUAGGUGAAAACGUGACCCUGCGCCGCGCCGCCUGGCUGAGGGUGCCGGAGGAAGACGGCUACAUCUCCGCCUACGCCCACGGGUGGCUGCCGGCGACGGCGCCCGUGGCCAUGGGGACGUACGGGGCGCUGGUGGCUUUUCAGGUGACCGAGCCGAAUCCCACGGCUGCGACGUUGGAGGAGGUGGGACGGAAAGUGGCUCAGCACGUGGUGGGGAUGGCGCCCACCGCCGUGGGGACCCCCCAGGAUCAGCCCCGGGGGGAGGACGAGACGCGGCUGCUGGCGCAGAGUUUCCUGCUGGACCCGGAGCUCACCCUGGGGCAGUUCCUGGGGGCGCGGGGGGCGAUGGCCGUGCGGGAUUUCCUCCGCUUCCGCUGCGGAGAGGAGAUUCACGCCGGGCCGACGGAGCCAGGAUAGAGCUGGGAGCGAGGGGAAAGGGGGGGGGGGGGGCGGGGUUCAGCCCCACGCUUGGGUCAGGAUCGGGCCCACGGCCCGGGUCAGGAUCGGGGCGUCGUGGAAGCCCCAGCAGCAGGAUUUUGGGGGGGGUUGGGGGGGCAGUGUGAGCCCCCCCCAGCAUCUCGGGGAGGGGGGCGAGGCAGAAUAAAGCCGUGGAGGAACC